Molecule: messenger RNA, 909 nt
Organism: Penicillium vulpinum
Lineage: Eukaryota; Fungi; Ascomycota; Eurotiomycetes; Eurotiales; Aspergillaceae
Product: NmrA/HSCARG family protein
Exons: 2
Coding region: 1-909 (302 amino acids)
Source: RefSeq, a predicted model, not a curated record
AUGGCCUCAAUUCUCAUCACCGGAGCUACAGGCAAACAGGGAGGCUCCGUGGUAAACAGCCUUCUGAAGAAAAAUGCCCCCUUCAAGAUCCUCGCCGUAACCCGUGACAUCAAUUCUACUUCAGCAAAGAAGCUCGCUCAGAAGUCCUCCAAUAUAACAUUGAUCGAAGGCAACCUCCAAGACCCAGCUGCCAUCUUCGAGAAUGUAAAGCGUCAAACCUCAUCGCCAGUUUGGGGGGUGUUCAGUGUUCAAUCCGCCAAUCCCAAAAAGGACAACGAAAGAUGUCAAGGAAUUGCGCUUAUAGACGAGUCCAUCAAACAAGACGUCAAGUACUUCGUAUACAGUUCCGUCGACCGCGGUGGCAAGAGAUCAGAGCAAAACCCAACCCAGGUCCCGUAUUUCAUUUCCAAACACGAGAUUGAAGACCAUCUCAAAGAGAAAACAAAAGGGACCCAGAUGGAAUGGACCAUUCUCCGUCCUGUUGCCUUCUUUGAGAAUCUCACGCCGGAUUACUAUGGAAAGGUGUUUGCAACUGCAUGGAAGAUGUCUCUGAAGGGCAAGCCGCUGCAGCUAGUUGCUACAAGUGACAUUGGGUUCUUCGCUGCAGCAGCAUUUAUGAACCCCGAAGCAUCAAAGAAUCAUGCUUGCUCGCUUGCUGGCGAUGAAUUGACGUUUGAUCGCAUGUCAGAGAUUUUCAAGUCCUUGACUGGCCAGAAUGUACCCACCACUUAUAGGAUUCCAGUUUGGUUGAUGAUGGCUGGCGUCAAGGAGCUGGAUGUUAUGUUCAAAUGGUUUCAUGAUGAGGGAUAUGACGCAGAUAUUCCGGCUUUGAGAAAGUUGAAUCCUGAGUUAAAGACCUUUGGGGACUGGUUAAAGGAGGAGAGCAAGUUUGAGACACGCGAGAGUUGA